UCCACAAAACGCGAAUUCCCCCGCACCUCAUCGCAGAUACCACCAUCUACUCUCCCCUUCUCCUUCUCUCUCUCUCUCUCUCUCUAUCUUCUCUCUUUCUCUCUCUUCUGCGAGCGAAAACCUAGAAGCAAGAUUCCCCCCUUUCCACCCCCUCAGGACUCAUGGCUGAAGUGGAGCUGAACCUCGAGGAGCACAGCCUCGAGGAGCAGAACGACGUGGCCGCCGAGGCCGAGCAGAGCCCCGAGGAGCAGACGGCACUCGAGCAGGCCAUCGAGGAGGAGACUCUCCAGCCGACCCCCGAGGAGGAGGAGGAGGAGGAAGUGGAGGAGGAGGCGGAGGAGCUGCCCGAGGAGAAGCCGCAGGAGGAGAGCCCUCCGGCCGCCGCCGGAGGAGCUGCUGCUGCCGCCGAGAAGAGGUGGCCCGGAUGGCCCGGGGAUAGCGUCUUCCGGAUGUUGGUCCCGGCACAGAAGGUGGGCAGUAUCAUCGGGCGCAAAGGGGAGUUCAUAAAGAAAAUCGUCGAAGAGACGAGAGCUCGGAUUAAGAUUCUCGACGGUCCUCCUGGAACUGCCGAAAGAGCUGUAAUGGUGUCUGCGAAGGAGGAGCCUGAUUCUUCUCUUCCUCCUGCUGUGGAUGGCCUUUUGAGAGUUCACAAGCGCAUUGUUGAUGGUUUGGAUGGUGACUCUAAUCCUCCCUCCGGCACAGCUGGAAAGAUCUCAACGAGGCUACUGGUGGCGGCCUCACAGGCAGGAAGCUUAAUCGGAAAACAAGGAGGAACAGUAAAAUCCAUUCAGGAAGAAUCAAACUGUAUUGUUAGAGUUCUCGGCACAGAAGAACUGCCAGUGUUUGCUCUUCAAGAUGAUAGAGUUGUUGAGGUUGUUGGAGAGCCAACAGGGGUUCACAAAGCUGUGGAGCUAAUUGCAUCUCAUUUGAGGAAAUUUUUGGUUGACCGCAGUAUCAUCCCAUUGUUUGAGAUGCAUAUGCAAAUGUCAAAGAAUCCUCCAAUGGAGCAUAUGCCACCACACCAGUCCUGGGGUCCACCACCUGGUCUUCCUCCGAAUGCUGGUGGGGGUCCUGGUUUUGGACAUAAUUCUCAAUAUAUGCCCCCUCCGCGGCAGCUUGACAGUUACUAUCCACCUCCUGAAUUGCCACCUCCUGUGGAACCACAGUCUCAUCAGGGCAUAUCUGCUUAUGGAAGAGAUGUACCAGUGGGAAUGCAUGCACCGUCCAAUGCCCAAUCGGCACCAUCCAUGAUCAAGCAGAUCACACAGCAGAUGCAAAUUCCGCUUUCUUAUGCUGAUGCUGUCAUUGGGUCAGCUGGUUCCAGUAUAAGCUACAUUCGACGAACCAGCGGAGCUACUGUUACCAUUCAAGAAACUAGGGGCGUUCCUGGAGAAAUGACGGUCGAGAUUAGUGGAACUGCUUCGCAAGUUCAGACUGCACAGCAAUUAAUACAGAAUUUUAUGGCGGAGGCAGCAGCAGCCACACAAUCACAGGCACCAGCGGCUGGGCACAUGGACCAAGGUUAUAAUUCUUAUGGAGCUCACGGUUCUGUUUAUGCAUCUCCGGCAUCGAACCAAGGACACACUGCACAUGGUGGAGCUUAUGGCUCGGUCUAUGGGGCCAACUAUGGGUAUUAAGCGGGGUUGUCCAAUUAAUGCUGUUGUGUAUCUGAGAGGGAUGUCAGCUAAAGCUCGAUAGGCACAUUCCAUACUUUGUUAAGGAUAGUUUUGAAUGAUUACCUUGCUUUUCCAUCAAGCUUAUUGGUCGUCUAACAACUUGGUAGGUAUGUGCAUGACAUCGUACUCCCUUAGUGUGUUCAAUUUUGAGUUCAUGAAUUUAGCAGUCGGUUUCUCCUGCAA
Molecule: messenger RNA, 1859 nt
Organism: Eucalyptus grandis
Lineage: Eukaryota; Viridiplantae; Streptophyta; Magnoliopsida; Myrtales; Myrtaceae
Product: flowering locus K homology domain
Exons: 7
Coding region: 162-1637 (491 amino acids)
Biological process (GO): regulation of gene expression
Cellular component (GO): nucleus; cytoplasm
Molecular function (GO): mRNA binding
Source: RefSeq, a predicted model, not a curated record